Molecule: messenger RNA, 3107 nt
Organism: Hypanus sabinus (Atlantic stingray)
Lineage: Eukaryota; Metazoa; Chordata; Chondrichthyes; Myliobatiformes; Dasyatidae
Product: NACHT, LRR and PYD domains-containing protein 3-like
Exons: 9
Coding region: 690-3107 (805 amino acids)
Cellular component (GO): cytoplasm
Molecular function (GO): protein binding
Source: RefSeq, a predicted model, not a curated record
GCUGAAUUAUCAAACAAGCUGUUCGCUCCCCCUCUCUCACUCGUUUAAAGGAACAGUCCACUUUAGAAUAGUCCUUCAGAUCUCGUCACAGUCUAAACAUAGCUACAAGAUCUGUGAUAUAUUCGCAAAUUCUUAAGAAAGUUUUGUUUAUAUAUUCUCAGCUGACGGCGGAAAUUGCAAAAUCUUGCAAAAUUCCAUGGACGUACAUGUAUGUGUAAGUCACGUGAACCUUUUCCCGCUCCCAUUUUACCGCAGAUCUGCCUUGUUUCCGAGGUUCCGCCCCCAGCUCUGAUGACAUAAAUUACAGUCCUGACUUUCCUUCAGUUCUGUGUUGAAGCGGGUCGGCGGCGGCGGCGGAUCGUCUGUAGGAUCCGGAUUAGGAGACGACCAUCACCCCCAGAGUCGGGAAUCCGGGGGAGGGUUCACUGUCCGUGCGUGAAAACAAGUUCUCAUCGUUAGACCUGCGGUGAGAAGUUUAUUGGAAGAAACGCCCACAACUGAAAACGAGGGAACAGCAACAAGUGAACCAGCCCGAGGACUGAGAUCAUCAAUUCAACAGAACUAUUCUGACUCGGAGUUUCCAUUGACUCAGUCAGGAGAAAGUUUGGUCAUUGCCAGCAGGUGGGGCUUUCUUCCACCCGGACGUCGGACAAGCAGACGAUAAUCAACCAACGUCAGUCAGAGUCAGAAUGGACACAGAUCUGAACUCCACCAUCUCCGUCUUCCUGUCAAAUUGUGACGAUCACCAACUGUUCCAGCUGACGAGAUUCUAUAUGGAGCGACUAGAGCAGGCGAUUGAGGAGGAUGUGGAGGGAGUCAGCUUCAUGUUAACUCAAGAUCAUCAUUUCAAUGAGCGAGAGUAUCACAGCGUGACUGAGCUCGCGGAGAAGGGAAACCGAGCGGGCGCUUCCAAACUCCUCCUGGAUCUGGUGAUGGAGAGGGGCUCCGGGGCCCGGAAGGUGAUGUGGGAAUCCUUUGUGAAACUACAUCACCACUUACCGAAGCUGAGCAGAAUAUUGAAUGAAAUACGGGAACGUGGUGACGGCCAGUUCGCCUACAUGGACACUGAGCGGGGUUUAUCUGAAGUGCCCACGCAUCUGGAAGAUGUUCGAAGGAAACACAUGGAGAAUCUGCGGACACAGUCUGAAAAACUAAGAGUGAACACGAUCCUGAUGAGGGAGAAGGUGAAGGUUUUCCAGCUGGUUGAUCGAUACGCUGAGCUCACGGUCAUUUCUACUGUUCGAGAUCGGACACUGGUGGAACAUGAGCUGCUGGCAAGAGGCAGAGACCACGAGGAAUGGAGAGAAAAAGAUCUCCGUGGUAAGCUGGAAAAAAUCCGGACUGAUCAGUUAUUCAGGAAGAGUUUUGUUGAGAAAUUGAAAAGAUCUAUCUUUAGAAACAAAUCAGGGAUGUCCGCAGCAGUGGCCGGAGUCCCAGGGAUCGGGAAAACAACAAUGGUACAAAAGAUUGUUUAUGACUGGGCCGCGAUGAAGAUAUACCAACAAUUCCAGUUUGUCUUCAGUUUCAAAUUCCGGGAUUUAAACUCCAUUAACUGCAGAAUAAACCUGAAGGAACUGAUUCUGCAUCAGUAUCCCUACUUUGGGAAUAUCCUGGGAGAGGUCUGGAAACACACAGAGGGACUGCUGUUCAUAUUCGAUGGAUUGGAUGAAUUCAAGGACAAAAUCAACUUUGUUGAUGGUCGGAGAGACACAGAAUCACAGUACACAGAUCCUGAAUUCAAGUGCAAGGUGUCUGAUAUUGUGUACAGUUUAAUCCAGGGCAAGCUGCUCCCAGGGUGUUCAGUGCUGGUGACCACCCGUCCCACUGCGUUACAUUUAUUGGAAAAGGCAGAGAUCAGUAUCUGGGCUGAAAUCCUGGGAUUUGUUGGUGAGGAACGGAAGGAAUAUUUCAUCAGGUAUUUUGAAGAUCAGACGGUGGCAGAAGCUGUUUUCAAACACGUGGAGGAGAACGAGAUCCUGUACACCAUGAGCUACAACCCUUCCUACUGCUGGAGCCUCGCUCUGGCACUAGGCCCCUUCUUAACCCAAAGAGUCAGGGACCCACAGCGAGUUCCCAAAACCAUCACCCAACUGUACUCCUACUAUAUUUACAACAUCCUGAAAAACCACGGCCGUGAGAUUGAGAACCCACGUGAUGUGUUACUCAGGGUUGGUCAGAUGGCCUUCAGAGGAGUGUCUGAGAAGAAGAUUGUGUUUACAGAUGGAGAUUUGAUAAACUACAAUCUGCAGCCUUCCCAGUUCCUGUCCGGUUUCCUGAUGGAGCUUUUGGAGAGAGAAGAUUCUGCCCAGAGCGUGGUGUACACAUUCCCACACCUCACCAUCCAAGAGUUUGUAGCUGCAGUCGCACAAUUCCUGAAUCCACAUUCCGGGGAUAUCCUGAAAUUUCUCACUGAAGUCCACAGCACGACAGAUGGGCGAUUUGAGAUAUUUCUCCGUUUUGUUGCUGGCCUCUCCUCCCCAAUGACAGCUCGGGGCCUGGAGGAGUUUCUGGGUCCAUUUCCUCAUCAAACAACAUGCCGGGUGAUUGACUGGGUGAAGGUGGAGGUUAAACGGCAGAGUGGAAACACAUGGUGUGAAGCUGGUAAAAGGAGCCUCCUGAACACUUUGCACUACCUGUUUGAGUCUCAGAAUCGUGGACUGGCUCAGGACGCACUGGGAUCUGUGGAAAGACUUUCAUUCAGUGGAAUGACACUGACUCCGAUUGACUGCGCGGUCCUGUCUCAUGUAAUCGGACUCUGUGAUACAAUAAAAUACCUUGACUUGGAGAGAUGCAACAUGCAGUGUGAAGGAAUCCAGCGGCUGGGACCCAGGCUGCACAAGUGCCAGGAGUUGAGACUGAACGAUAAUAAACUGGGAGAUUCAGGAGUGAAACUGGUGUCUGCGGCUCUGAGGAACACGGAGUGUAAAAUACAGACACUCGGGCUGGAGAAUGUCGGUCUCACAGAUUCUGGUGCCGAGAACGUCGUCUCCGCUCUCAGUACAAACCCAUCACUGACGGAUCUGAACCUGAGAUACAACUCUCUGACAGACGGAUCUGUCCCCGCUCUCUCCGCGGCCUCAUACAGACCCUCCCGAGUCUGGAGCUGA